GGUUAGCGUGUCAGGACAGAGCUGUGUGUCCCGGGUACUGAAGCCUCCAGCCAAGGGUCUUGGGUUUCCCUGUGAGUCACAUUGGUCACGGCACCGGGUGACAGAUGGCGUCCAGAAGUGCCGGCACAUUGAUCACCCACAACAAUGCCACCUACAUCCCACCUGCUCUCAUGCCUGGGUACCGUGGACAUAUUCCAACUGAGGCAUUCACUUAUGGAGAUACGUAUGGAAACACCACAGCGCGCUGCUUCCAGGAUUUCCGUUCCUCAGCUCUCAGUUCAAGCCAGAGUCCUUACUGCAAAGGAGGACAGUUCCCUACCAGUUACUCCAAUGACCCUGCACUGGUGCUGAGCAAUCGAUCCCGUGGCUGGGACAGGUUCUUAUACAGUCCUAACUGGUCCCGAUACCACGUAGACCAUAACAGGACCCAGGAGCUGGACCAGUUCAGAAAGAGUGCUCAGCAACACAGAGACCACUACCGAGACAAAACCGGAACUGUGCCACAAGUGCCCCACUUCAUCUUACCUGUGAAGAAUGAGGACAAUUACCCUCUACCCCAACAAUGGAUCUGAAAUGGCCUUACUUUCCUCCAUGAAUACAAGGAACCCAAAAACACCAUUAUUGCCAUCAAUGGACUGAUAUAAUAAAUAAAUAUUGAGUCUUA
Messenger RNA from Rana temporaria (common frog), 664 nucleotides. Its product is annotated as protein FAM166C A-like. The transcript has a single exon. The coding region runs from base 105 to 572 and encodes 155 amino acids. NCBI's taxonomy places the organism in Eukaryota, Metazoa, Chordata, Amphibia, Anura, Ranidae. The record is from RefSeq and is a predicted model, not a curated record.